This is a messenger RNA of Cercopithifilaria johnstoni, 1194 nucleotides long. The record is from the annotation of a GenBank genome assembly. NCBI's taxonomy places the organism in Eukaryota, Metazoa, Nematoda, Chromadorea, Rhabditida, Onchocercidae.
AUGGCAGGAUGUCAAUAUGCGAUUGACAGUCUUCCAGCAUAUACACCUCAACUGAUUGCUUUCUUGAUAGCAUUAGCGGAAUUUAUCAUCGUUAUCAUUGCUUACAUCGCUCGAGAAACUCAACGAAAAAAGACGUUUUAUGGACGUGAAGAUUUUGAGGAUAUACCAGAAGAGGAGAAAAUGGAACAUGAAGGAGCUAUUAUGGGUAAAAAUACCGAGGAACUUCGUAUCGUACAAUCAACAGAUCGUGGAGCAGAAGCUGACGUUGAUACAAUAACUGCACCAAGUGCUAGUGGUGUUAAAGUGAUGGUACGAAGGAAAAAGGCUAUUUCAGAGCAAACUGAUUCAUUGACAAAAAAAGAGACAAAUGCUGCAGAUGCUAAAAAUAUCCGUUUCAUGCUGGAAAUUGAUUGUACAGCACGCGGAUUUGAAUUUAUAUCUGUACUUCAGAAAGCGUUGGAAGAAGUUGAAGAAUUUAAACAUAUUAAAGAUAAACUAAGUGAUGAUUCGCAAGAUCGGCUAUGUGAUUUUUUAAUUCGUAAAAUGCGUGCAAUUUUGGAAGAGUCUACGCAACGUAGAUGGUUGGUAUAUGGAGUAAUUUAUAAUAAAAUUUGGAAAGUAAGCGGAUUAGAGAAUUUACUAGAAAAAGGUGGUGGUGAUAUCAGGACACAACAGAUGCUUCGUAUCACUGCACAAGGACCGUUCACACCGAUUACCAUUCUUGCUUAUAUGAUUGAAAUUGAUAUAAAAUUGGAACAAAUGAAUAUACAAUCGAUACCAACGCCAACACCAUUCAAGAAUAAAAGUAAGAUACGUGAAGAAUCUCCAACACAGUCUAUUUCAAGAACAUUUGAAAAGACGCCUCACAUGAAAGAGAAACUUUCACCUGUAACACCAACAUCUCCGAAUUAUCUUACGACAUUGCAUACAAUGAGUACUAUACCAUCAGAAAAAUUACCGACAGUGUUGGAUUCACGGAGCAGCAAAAAAGACACUGGUCUUAGUCCCACGAAUACUAAGCAGAGAAGGACGCAGUCUGCGUCAUAUAAUAAAAGAGGCUCAGUCAGACAAAUGCGGAAAUUUUCAACUAGAAACAGGCAGAGAACAUUAAGUGAUACGGAUGCUCGUUCAAGAUUUCGCAGCCAACUCGGAAGCGAAAAAUUACGAACCGAACACACACAAAACGAAUUGUAA